Messenger RNA from Manis pentadactyla (Chinese pangolin), 1055 nucleotides. It is a transcript of the gene HSD17B8, whose product is annotated as hydroxysteroid 17-beta dehydrogenase 8. Lineage: Eukaryota; Metazoa; Chordata; Mammalia; Pholidota; Manidae. Gene Ontology annotation, biological process: estrogen biosynthetic process. The record is from RefSeq and is a predicted model, not a curated record. The transcript is spliced from 9 exons. Bases 101 to 880 code for a protein of 259 amino acids. Gene Ontology annotation, molecular function: estradiol 17-beta-dehydrogenase [NAD(P)+] activity.
GGGCCUUCGAUUGGCGCGGCUUUGCUCUCGCCACGCCCCCUCUGAGCUCGGAUUGGCUCAGUCCUGGAGUGGGUUCCCACCCACCUGCCCGCUGCUAACCAUGGCGUCUCAACUCCGGCUCCGCUCCGCGCUGGCCCUGGUCACAGGCGCGGGUGGCGGCAUCGGCAGAGCCGUCAGUGUGCGCCUGGCCGGAGAGGGGGCCACCGUGGCCGCUUGCGACCUGGACGGUGCAGCGGCACGGGAGACGGUGCGGCUGCUGCGCGGGCGGGGGAAUGAGGAGGGGGUGUCCCGCGGCGCCCACGCUUCCUUCCAGGUUGAUGUGUCUGAGGCAGGGGCCACCAGGCGCCUGCUGGAACAAGUGCAGGCCUGUUUUUCUCGGCCUCCAUCUGUCGUUGUGUCCUGUGCGGGCAUCAACAGGGAUGAGUUUCUGCUGCACAUGUCUGAGGACGACUGGGACAAAGUCAUAGCUGUCAAUCUCAAGAGCAUCUUUCUAGUCACACAGGCUGCAGCCCAAGCCCUGGUGUCCAGUAGUUGUCAUGGCUCCAUCAUCAAUAUCAGUAGCAUCAUAGGGAAGGUGGGAAAUGUGGGACAGACAAACUAUGCAGCAUCCAAGGCUGGAGUGAUUGGGCUGACCCAGACUGCAGCCCGUGAGCUUGGACGACAUGGAAUCCGCUGUAACUCUGUCCUCCCAGGGUUCAUUACAACACCUAUGACACAAAAAGUGCCACAGAAAGUGCUGGACAAGGUGAUUGGAAUGAUCCCGAUGGGACAUAUGGGGAGCCCUGAGGAUGUAGCAGAUGUGGUUGCAUUCUUGGCAUCUGACGCCAGUGGAUACAUCACAGGGGCCUCAGUGGAAGUCACUGGAGGUCUUUUCAUGUAACUGCCUAAAGGACCCUGGACUCUGCACACUCCCUCACCACUCUGCCUGGCUUCCUGCUGGUGAGGACUCAGUUCCCGGGCUACAAAAGGGGUGGCAGUGUAUGGCUCAGGAAUGCUGAAUAUGGGAGGCAGGGGUGCUUGUGACCCUAAUAAAUUCCAAAUCCUCUUCCCUGCCA